Scomber scombrus (Atlantic mackerel) is the source of this 793-nucleotide messenger RNA. It is a transcript of the gene mrps14, whose product is annotated as mitochondrial ribosomal protein S14. Gene Ontology annotation, biological process: translation. Gene Ontology annotation, cellular component: mitochondrial small ribosomal subunit; ribosome. Lineage: Eukaryota; Metazoa; Chordata; Actinopteri; Scombriformes; Scombridae. The coding region runs from base 7 to 423 and encodes 138 amino acids. The record is from RefSeq and is a predicted model, not a curated record. The transcript has 3 exons. Gene Ontology annotation, molecular function: structural constituent of ribosome.
UCCAACAUGGCUGCCCACAGGAUAGCAUGUCUAGGGUUAAAUGCCCUUUAUUCCAGUGUCUGUGCCCCAAAGCAGGCCAUGAGAAGCUGCUGGGGGGCUAUGGAGCAGGUGAGAGGUUAUUAUGUUAACUGGAGGAUGCUGAGAGACGUCAAGAGAAGGCAGAUGGCCUUUGAUUAUGCUGAUGAGAGGCUACGGAUCAAUGCACUGAGGAAGAACACCAUCUUACCCAAAGACCUUCAGGAGAUAGCGGAUAAAGAGAUUGCAGCAUUACCCAGAGACAGCUGCCCUGUGAGAAUACGCAACAGGUGUGUGAUGACGUCCCGACCUCGAGGAGUGAAACGGAGGUGGCGGCUCAGCCGGAUUGUCUUCCGUCACCUAGCUGACCACAACCAGAUGUCCGGUAUUCUGAGGGCAAGGUGGUAACUUGGGCUCCAAUGGAUGCUACGAGAUUAGAUAUUGACAAAUGUUUCAGUGGCUGUGAUCAGAACAUCAGCAUACACAGACUUGUUUCGACCUUUCAGAGUCGAGGGUUAUUAAAGGAUCUGAGUUUAAAAAACAGAUACAUCACUCUCCACAAAAGACUGGGAGGCUUUGGUGUUAACAAUGUAUUUUGUGUGUGCUGAGGUAAAUCUGUCCUUUCUGUGGAUGUUUGUUCAGGGCAGUAUGUUUCUUUAAUUUCUGUAUGGCUGACUGAAUAUGAAAAAUGACAGCAUAUAUAAUAUUUAAAGAGAAAUUGAUUAUGUGACUCCCUGUAACUUACUCAAAAUGGAUUAAUAAAUACUGUUGUACAUUA